Molecule: messenger RNA, 1587 nt
Organism: Rhizophagus irregularis DAOM 181602=DAOM 197198
Lineage: Eukaryota; Fungi; Glomeromycota; Glomeromycetes; Glomerales; Glomeraceae
Source: RefSeq, a predicted model, not a curated record
AUGUCACCAUCAUAUAUUAAACUUGAAUCUGAAAUAUCUGAAUCUUUUGGAAACCUGCUAGAAAAUAAAACGGAAUCUAAUGUUAUUAUUCAUGUUGGAGAAGGUCAUGACUUUAAAGAAUUUCAUGCGCAUUCUAUUAUUUUACGUUGUAGAUCCGAAUAUUUUGAAUACAAAUUCUCUAAUAAAUUUAUCGAUAUAAAAGAAAAUGGAAAAUAUAUAAUUAAGGAGCCAAAGAUUCUUCCUCAAGCUUUUGAGGUUAUUCUAAAAUAUCUUUAUACUGGUCACAUUAAUUUUGAUAAAAACUCUGGUCCCGUACUUUUAAAUAUUAUAUCCGCUUCUAAUAAAUUCAUGUUGAAAAGAUUAGUUAUAAUUACUGAAGACUUUAUAAUUAAAAAUCAUCAAAGGUUCAUACAAAGUGACCCGGUUGGAAUUCUUCAAGUCAUUCAUUAUUCUGAAUUUAUCGAUAAUUUACAAAAAAUUUGUGUGAAAAUAAUAUGUUCUAAUCCUGAAUUUUUGUUCGAAUCUGAUAAAUUUAUUAAUCUUCCCGAUUAUUUAUUGGAAACUAUUCUAGAACGAGAUGAUUUAAAUUUAAAAGAAUCUGAAAUUUGGGAUAUUUUAAUUAAUUGGGUAUUAGCACAAAAUAUGAGGCAACAAGCAUUUAAUUUAAAUCAAAUCAUCCCUGUUGGGACUAUUCUUCGUAGAUUUAUUCAUUUAAUUGAAUUUUUUGAAAUAUCAUCUAAUGAUUACUUUCAUAAACUUUCACGUUAUGAAGAUAUUUUACCCCACAAGCUAAGAGAAGAUAUUUUAAAAUUUUAUUUAAAUACUAGAUACGAACCAACUCCUACUAUGCAUAUGCCGAGAUGUUUAAAACCUCGACCUGAUUCUACAAUAAUUAAUCGAAGACAUGUAACACUUUUUUCGAAUUGGAUUGAUAGAUGUAGUGGAAACAUUACUCAUAAAUUUGAUCUUAUUUACAAAGCUAGUAGAGAUGGUAGUACGCCUAAAGAUUUUCAUGCGAAAUGUGACAAUAAAGGGGCCGCUCUUAUUGUAAUAAAAAUCAGUGAUUCAGAAAAAAUAGUUGGAGGAUAUAAUCCACUUGGAUGGGAUUCAAGUGGUAUUACUAAACCAGCAAUGAAUAGUUAUAUAUUCAAAUUUUCAGAUAGAAGAAAACUUCAAACUGCAAAUAUAAGUUAUAGUAAUGGUAAUCCACAAUCUAUAAUUUGUAAUUCGGAUAUAUUCGGUUUCAAUGAUCUAUAUAAUUAUAAUUGUACUUGGAUUGGUAGCAAUCCAUCUUCUUAUCCUAAACUUGAUGGUAUACCAAAAGGUGUGUUUUAUGUAGAUGAUUAUGAAGUUUUUCAAGUUAAGAGAGAAACAACAAUAGAUAAUUCAAGAAGGGUUAGUCGAUCAAGUCGAACUAGUCAAAGCUUGAAAAUAAAUGGUUCAACUAGAACUAGUCAGAUUGAAACUGGAUUAUUGAAUGGAUUUAGUCAAGUUGAAAAAGAAAAUCUUGGUAAUGAAGUGGUCGAUGAAAAACGUCUCAGUAGAGUAUCUACAUUUGUUAAAACUUUGUUUGGAAAGGACAAAUAA